Corylus avellana is the source of this 1010-nucleotide messenger RNA. Its product is annotated as protein FAR-RED ELONGATED HYPOCOTYL 1. Gene Ontology annotation, cellular component: nuclear speck; cytoplasm. Lineage: Eukaryota; Viridiplantae; Streptophyta; Magnoliopsida; Fagales; Betulaceae. Gene Ontology annotation, biological process: response to red or far red light; maintenance of protein location in nucleus. The record is from RefSeq and is a predicted model, not a curated record. Gene Ontology annotation, molecular function: nuclear import signal receptor activity.
UGAAAUUAUAUGUGUUAUCCUCGGAUAUCCUCGAAAGAGGAGGCUUCACAUCCUGGGUUUCACUGCUCUCCUUUUCUGGGUCGAGAUGAACGAAACUAACCAGAACCCAUCUGAGAUUCACAGCUUCCAUGUCAAUAAAGCGCUCAGGAACAACAUCGCUGACUUGAACAAAAAAAGAAAAUUACAGGCAGGGCAACUGGAUUUGCCUAUACCAAAGCACAAAUGCUGGAAUCGCAGCUUUGCUUCUGAACAUGUCUCUGUGUUUGAAAAAAAUCCUGAACUGAAGAGCAUAUUUCCACACAUAAUAACUGGAAAAACAGAGGGAGCAACAGUGGGUGAUGAGUCAGAGACUGAAUCAGUGAAAGAUAGCAAUAAUUUUGCUGGAGAUUGUGACUGUGUGAUGUCUUCGUAUGAAGCUAAUCUCCCACUACAGCAUGCAAAAACAUAUCUAUUCGAUAAGCCUUCCACUUCAUCUGAUAAUAGUGACAGCAAUAGUUCUAAGCAUAACCACCACCCUUUUGGUUCCUGCAAAGACAAGCUGGCAUUGAUGAUUGGGGAGCAUCCUCCUCCCCAUAAUGAUGGAUUACAAGCAUUCCAGAAUCUUGAGGAGCAGCUCCUAGAAAUCUGUAAGGAAGUGGAUUAUACUUGCUCAGAUUAUGGAAACGACAGGAUUGAACAGUAUACAGAUAAGGAACUUGAAGAUAUUCCCUUCUCCAAUGAGGUUAACCCAAAUAUGUUUGUUCUUUCAUCUGGAAGAUGGAGUGUAAACCAAGAUGCUCAAUCAAGCAAUAUUAGGGAACCAACGAUUGAUCAAGAAUUCGAGCAGUACUUUUCCAAGCUUAUGCUGUAGCAAUGGUGACAUAAAAAUGAGUAGCUAAAUGUAUAUAUUGAUUUCUGUUGUAUGCGAGUCUUGUGACUGACGUGAGGAUGUAAAACGGCUUGUUAUUUCUGAUCAUUUCGUUCCAAUGAUCCUCGGAAAAAGAAAAUGUGAGACAGCUCUAUUUAGCUUU